Molecule: messenger RNA, 674 nt
Organism: Phycomyces blakesleeanus NRRL 1555(-)
Lineage: Eukaryota; Fungi; Mucoromycota; Mucoromycetes; Mucorales; Phycomycetaceae
Exons: 5
Coding region: 20-598 (192 amino acids)
Biological process (GO): endoplasmic reticulum to Golgi vesicle-mediated transport
Cellular component (GO): Golgi apparatus; membrane
Molecular function (GO): SNAP receptor activity
Source: RefSeq, a predicted model, not a curated record
AAAAGAAGCAACUAGAAAAAUGAAGAUCUUCGGAAUCCUCGUGUUGAAGAAAGAUGGCGAUAAGGCCCAGAUUAUUGCAUCGCAUUAUGAUUUGUCUAGUUUUGGAUACUUCCAACGCGGCAGUGUACAGGAAUUUAUGAACUUCUCAUCGGUUACUAUCGGUGAGCGUACCCCACCUGGAACGAGACAAAGCGUCGAGGGAGAAAACAAUGUGGCUCAUGUGUAUAGCCAUCCUCAGGGUAUAGUUGGCGUAGUUAUGUCAGACAAAGAUUAUCCUUCACGUGUUGCCUUUUCGUUGUUGAACCGAGUUACGGAUGAAUUCUUGGUGAAAUACCCAAAUGCCACUAGACCAGUGAAUUACACUGAGCUGGAAGGUUACGUAGUUCGAUACCAGGACCCUAAAGAGGCUGAUCCUCUAAUGAAGGUUCAAAAUGAGCUGGAUGAGACUACAGAAAUUAUGCGCCAAACCAUUGACUCUGUGCUGAAACGCGGUGAAAAGUUGGAUUCGUUGGUGGAUCGUUCAGAGGCAUUAUCAAGUCAGUCCAAGAUGUUCUAUAAGACCGCCAAGAAAACCAAUGCUUGUUGCGUAGUGAUGUAAAAGAGGAAAAACAGAGUACACGGGAGAGGACGAUAACGAAAGAUAAUAUUUCAUAAGCUUCUUUGACUCCCAGCCC